UCGAGACAAUCCAUGUGCUGGAACCAAAACCUUAUAUGUCCAUCCCUAAUCUUGCCUAAGCAGUGGCAGAAAGGAUGUUUUCACUCUGACUUUUGCUCUAGGGAUCAACUGUGGACAAACACUGGCAUGUACAAAACUCCCAAACCUGGUGAUGAGUUUCCCCUUGAUCUGGGCAGAUAUCUGGAGCCCAGUCAAGGCUGGAUGAAUGAAGGCAGUGUGCAUAUUGAUAUGAUGCAUUGUCACCUUUCUAAGGCCCCCCUUCAGUCAGCUCUUAAG
Molecule: messenger RNA, 276 nt
Organism: Desarmillaria tabescens
Lineage: Eukaryota; Fungi; Basidiomycota; Agaricomycetes; Agaricales; Physalacriaceae
Exons: 2
Source: RefSeq, a predicted model, not a curated record